GGUCUUUUCAGAUACCGCCUGUCACCGCAGAAUUCUUGAUCUAAAGGUCAAGUGUAGCCAUGCUAGAUGUCCAUGGACAGGAGAACUGCGAGCUGUAGAGAUCAAGUGUAGCCAUGCUAGAUGUCCAUGGACAGGAGAACUGCGAGCUGUAGAGAUCCAUAAACAAGAAUGCCUGUUCAAGGUAAUGAUGUGUCCAAAUGCAGGAUGCGGUGAGAGUUUCACCAGGCGAGACAUGAAUAGUCACAGGGAAUUUAACUGUUCUUGGAGGAAAGUUAAUUGUAAAUUUUGUAAAGAAUCAUACAUCUUGAGAAACAAGCAGAAACAUUAUAAUGUCUGCCAAAAGUUUCCGGUUCUAUGUACGAACAAAUGUGGUCGGAGAGGUAUUCCACGGGAAAAGUUGCAAGCUCAUAUUCGUGAUGACUGCCCUGUAACGAGGGUUCAUUGUGAAUACAAGAACAUAGGAUGCCAAGAAGUGGUAUGA
Molecule: messenger RNA, 481 nt
Organism: Stylophora pistillata
Lineage: Eukaryota; Metazoa; Cnidaria; Anthozoa; Scleractinia; Pocilloporidae
Product: TNF receptor-associated factor 5-like
Source: RefSeq, a predicted model, not a curated record